AUGGCAUGGUGGGCGGCGAGGUUGAUGGCUGGGACCAUUUUUCAGUCUUAUUUCGGCACUUAUCCCGAGGGGGUCAUCACGAAAUGGAGCUGCGACAUGAGCAUCCCCUACAUUUCGAGUGCUGCUGCUUCCAUGUCCAAGCACAAUAACUGGAACGGCUUCGUGGGUGCCGCUCGUCGUCGUCUCCGACUUCCAGCGUGCACGGGCGAGCAGAUACGGUCCGAUGCCAUGCCCUGGUAUAUAUCAAAGUACUACGGAAUCGACAAGUUUCAAGUCUGCGAGACGUGCUAUCUGGACAAGCUGGCGUUGACCCCUUUCAGGAAAGAGUUUCAACGCCUGUCUGAUCACACGGAUCUAGAGAUGUGGCCGUGCCGAUUAACAGACAAGAAUCUGUCGACAGCGACGGCAUUAGAGGCAGCGCUGAGCAGACGCGAUUUCGAAGUCUUUGCAAAGGCGGAGCAGAUCAUCUGCAGCCUCGUUCCGUGUACGGCAGACGGAAUCCUCUACGGCAACUGGUGGACGAUUCCGGGAUGCGAAAAGUUCAACAUCUGCGAGGCGUGCUACGCCGGCUUUGUCCAGACGAGGGACCUGGACCGCUUCUUUCAGCUGUCGGAUCGAGACACGUACACUGCCUACGUGUGCGACUUUUGCCCCGCGAGCCCGCGCUUUUCGCAGUACAUGUGCAAGUUUGGCGAGAUGCUGGACCGCGGCGUCUUCUCGUACCUGUCAGACUUUAUCAUGACGUUUGCCGGCGUGCCUGCUUGUCCUCGGAUCAAGGGGAGCGGCAAGGCGAGGUGGUGGGGAUAUCCCGAGGCCCUCUUCUGCCACGAGUGCUUCGUCGACUUUGUCUAUCAGACGCCGCUUGGAGAGUCGCUGCCGAUCAAUGGCGAGUACAUGGAGCAGGCCACAAUCUGCCAGAUCUGGUCGCCACGGAUGCGCGACCUGUGGCUCGAAGUCUGCAGAGCAGGUGACCCCGGGUCCGAAGAAUCGGAGGCUGCGCUGGCGCAAUUCAAGACGUGCUGCGUGCAGAGGUUUCAGGUGUACGAGGCGACAAUCUCCCAGAUUGAGUUGAUCCGGACGAUGCAGGACAUUAAGCGGCAGACGGCCUUUUCCGACGGGAUGCUGAGCAUCCGGUACAGCGGCAUGGACAGCAUGGCGACGAUAUUCGGGAACGGGGACGGGCACAGGCAUGGGAAUAGCAGCCUUGGGUGGUUCAACACGAGCUAUGGGGCGCAAUCGAAGCAGUACUGGAAUAGUUUUACUCAGGGGCUUUCGGAUGCGAAUCGGACGGAGGACUGGGUGCGGAUCGCGCAGCUGGAGAAUCUCUGGAAGCAGGUUGAGUAG
This is a messenger RNA of Trichoderma reesei QM6a, 1344 nucleotides long. RefSeq lists its product as uncharacterized. The transcript has 2 exons. Bases 1 to 1344 code for a protein of 447 amino acids. Lineage: Eukaryota; Fungi; Ascomycota; Sordariomycetes; Hypocreales; Hypocreaceae. The record is from RefSeq and is a predicted model, not a curated record.